AUGCCGCACAAGCAUACCCGCAAGGGCGAGGUAGAUAAGUCUAAACUUGACCUCCCACCCACCGUCGUCGCAAAACCUCUUCCUGUUUCAAAGUCCGCCAAUGAAAAUGGGAUAUUCACCUCUGAUCUUACAGCCACCCGGAGGACGAACAAGAAACGGAAGCGCAAUACGGACGCCGCAGAUGAUACCCCGAAAGCUUUCGCCCGGUUGAUGGCAUUCACACAGGGCAGGAAAUUACCCAAGGGUCUAGACGAUGGUGUAAAAAUCUCUACUAAGAAGGCAAAGAAGGGUGGGGCUGUUACUACUUCCCAAGGAGAAGAGAGCGGGAAUGGCGGCGGCAAUGCGAAAGAAGCGAACCCAGAAGUCCUUGCAAUCAAGCCUGGAGAACGCAUGUCCGAGUUCUCGGCCCGUGUCAAUGCCGCCUUACCUGUCAGCGGCCUAAUCAACAAGACGGGCGGUGCAGGCAAAGAUCCCUUGGGCUUGAAAGUUGGCCGGACAAAGACGGAGAAGAAGAUGCAUAGAAUGUAUGCUGACUGGCGAGAAGAAGAGCGGCGGAUUCAAGAAAAGCGGGAUGAGGCACGGGAGUUGGAAGAAAUGGAGGAAGAGGGGUCAGACGGCCAGGUGGUAUGGAAGGAAGAGGGGUCGGAAGCCACUAAAAAGAAGAAGGGGAAGAAAGGCAAGAAGCGGAAGUUGCUUGUCGGGGAAAUCGGAGAUGCUGAGGAGGAUCCCUGGGCGAAGAUAAAGCGGGACAGAGGAGAGGAGAAGAUUGGCUUAAAUGAUGUUGUGAAAGCUCCGCCAGUUUUUACCAAGCCCCCAAAGGAGAAGUUCAAGGUUAGGGGGGCGAUGGUGGAGGUUGACAAUGUCCCCAAAGCUAGCGGGAGUCUAAGGAGGAGGGAGGAAUUGUGUGCCGUAAGGCAAAGUGUAGUGGAGGGGUAUAGGCAGAUGAUGAGGGACAAUAAGGCGAGGAUGCGAAAUAAAGAGGAUAAGUGA
Messenger RNA from Venustampulla echinocandica, 990 nucleotides. RefSeq lists its product as uncharacterized. Lineage: Eukaryota; Fungi; Ascomycota; Leotiomycetes; Helotiales; Pleuroascaceae. Bases 1 to 990 code for a protein of 329 amino acids. The transcript has 2 exons. The record is from RefSeq and is a predicted model, not a curated record.